Molecule: messenger RNA, 1953 nt
Organism: Hypoxylon trugodes
Lineage: Eukaryota; Fungi; Ascomycota; Sordariomycetes; Xylariales; Hypoxylaceae
Exons: 2
Coding region: 100-1734 (544 amino acids)
Biological process (GO): intracellular calcium ion homeostasis
Cellular component (GO): perinuclear region of cytoplasm
Source: RefSeq, a predicted model, not a curated record
GUUCCUUCCAGCUUCUUCCCUCAACAACUUCAACUUCGCAGUCACCGAGCUCGAGAGCAUGCGCUCUACUUCUCAUAUACCCAUCAUAUUCUAAUCAAAAUGGCAACUCCACAGCUAGCAAUAGCUAGAGUUUCCUUUUCUGCCGUCCUUCUACGUCCAGAUCCGACUUCAUGCACGCGCAGCGAGAUCGAUGAGUUCCUUCAGCUACUCGACGCGACCAUCUCGCGAUGCUCCCCUCCCAAUGUUCAGAAUUGCAAGCAGUGGAUAUUGAAGAACCUGGUCCAGUCCCCUGCUAGAAUUACGGCCCUAGGAAAAUACUUGACGGCAUUGGCCAAGUCCUUCACCUUGGAUCUCGCCGCCAGUAGACAAGCUCGCGAACCUUCUUCGAAACGAAAACGGCUACACAUCCUCUACGUUCUUAACGAUGUGCUCUACCACGUCCACGUUAGGAAUCGGGAUUCCAACCUUAUAGAAAAGCUAGAACCAGCUAUUCCAGACCUCGUUCGAAUCGUCGCAGCGUUUCCGAAUUCACCAAAGCACGCCAAAAAGGUCCUAGGUCUUGUAGACCUCUGGGGCGAAAAGCGAUAUUUUCACGUUGCCUUCGUUCAAAAACUUCGAACGGUCGUCAAGGAAGCGCCUGAUUCGGUCACCAAAUCCGAUGCGACCGCCGACGGAGGCCAGCCCACGAAAUCUUCAAAGGAAGCUCCCUUCAUAAUGCCAGCUAUACAUGGCGACGCAACCGUAUCCUGGUACGACUUACCCGCGGCGAACUGGCUACCCGUCAUCGAACCCAACUCUACAAGACCAAUGAAUCCGGACAUGAUCAAGCCUUUGCAGCUCACCCCAGGUCCUGCAGAAAUUGAUUUGAUUAAGGCAGUACAAGACUUACUAGCUGAUGUCGAUCGCAUCUACCGCAAAGACCAAUGCGACGGCGCCGAAGACAUCGACCAACUAGGGCAACGCGUCGUGCUUGACGAGAUCACUGGAGAUGUUAUCAAUGGAGAGACAUAUUACGGUUGGUCCCGCGCCUUCUGUGAGAAGAUGAAGCAGCGUCGCAAGAAAGCUAGUACUCCCGGAAACGACCAUCGCGGCCGAAGCACUUCGCGCUCACGAUCGCCAGGCUCAUCUCGUAGCUCAUCGCGGCCAGCUUUUAAGCGACGACGGGUAUCUACAUCUCGAAGUCCAAGCCGAAGCAGGAGUCCGAGUCGCCGACGAAGUUAUAGUAGAGAGCGACGCCGCAGGCGUUCAUAUAGUAGUUCAAGAUCGUCCUCGCGUUCGCACUCUCGGGGAAGACGUUACGAUACUUCGCCGAAACGAAGUCCUCUCCCACGGUCAUACGACGCACCUCGCCCCGUCGGUUCCAACGGAAAGCAGCAACCAGGUUUCCCGCCUCUGCCACCACCGAAUCCUCAGUAUCAACCUCCCUUCCCACAAUCGUUCCCUCAAAUAUCCCCGGAGCUCAACCAAUACAUGGUACCGCCUCCCCCUCCACCGCAGAACUACCAAGGCCAAUGGCCGCCGCCACCGCCCCCAAUGCCGCCAAAUAUGCCACUGAACUGGAUUCAGAAUAUGGCCAUGGGAGGAGGAUGGCCAGUGAAUCCACACCCACCCCCGCCGCCGCAACAACAACAGCACCAGCACGGUGGCUACCAGCAGUAUGGAAGAGGUGGAAGGGGAGACUAUCGAGGUCAGGGAUAUCGUGGAGGAUGGGAUCACCGGGGUCGUGGCUGGUGAGUUGACGGGGUUAUGAGUGUGCAAUACGACGAUUCCAGCAUAGAGAGGACGCCUAGUGUAUUGCAUAUCUACCUAGGCAGGUAGCGAAACAUGAGGGCAUUGUGUGAGAUAAUACCAAAAAGCAAAAUAUUACAUAUCCAAUUGCUCAAAUAUGGUUAUAAACGCAUUCUACUAUCAUCUAGAAGAGAAACUCCCCAAUAGUAGCUGCGAAUCGUCACA